Molecule: messenger RNA, 1182 nt
Organism: Gekko japonicus
Lineage: Eukaryota; Metazoa; Chordata; Lepidosauria; Squamata; Gekkonidae
Gene: AGTR1
Product: angiotensin II receptor type 1
Exons: 1
Coding region: 10-1089 (359 amino acids)
Biological process (GO): regulation of vasoconstriction; immune response; G protein-coupled receptor signaling pathway
Cellular component (GO): membrane
Molecular function (GO): angiotensin type II receptor activity
Source: RefSeq, a predicted model, not a curated record
CUGAUAAAGAUGACUAUGAAUAUGUCCAGUGAAGAGGAAUAUAAAAGAGUCAAAGUUGACUGUUCUGAUUCAGGAAGGCAUGAGUUCAUAUACAUCAUGGUUCCAACUGUGUACACCAUCAUUUUCAUCAUUGGUAUAUUUGGAAACAGCUUGGUAGUGAUUAUCAUUUACUGCUACAUGAAAUUAAAAACUGUGGCAAGUGUCUUUCUGUUGAAUUUAGCUCUGGCUGAUUUGUGUUUCCUCAUGACCUUGCCCUUGUGGGCUGCUUAUACCGCCAUGCAGUACCGGUGGCCUUUUGGCAACUGUUUAUGUAAAUUAACUUCAGCUGCAGCAACCUUCAACCUGUAUGCCAGCGUGUUUCUCUUGACGUGCCUUAGCAUUGACCGUUAUUUGGCAAUAGUGCAUCCAAUGAAGGCCCGACUCAAGCGUACAAUGUUCAUUGCGCAAAUAACUUGCAUCAUAAUCUGGCUACUGGCAGCCCUUGCAAGUUUACCUGUUGUCAUUCACCGAGGUGUAUAUGUCGUUGAUGCUACCAAUGUGACAGUAUGUGCUUUUUUGUAUGAGACCGUCAACAACACCACUCUGAAAGUUGGAUUGGGUUUAUCCAAAAACAUGUUGGGAUUCUUGAUCCCCUUCGUGAUCAUUUUAACAAGCUACACAUUAAUCUGGAAGACACUGAAAAAGGCUUAUCAGAUUCAGAAGAACAAGCCAAGAGGAGAUGAUAUUUUUAAGAUGAUUAUUGCAAUUGUUCUUUUCUUCUUCUUUUCUUGGAUUCCUCACCAAAUAUUCACAUUUUUGGAUGUGCUGAUUCAGCUUGGUGUGAUUGAAGAUUGUUCCACUAUGGAUAUUGUGGAUACAGGUAUGCCCUUCACCAUCUGCUUAGCUUACUUUAACAACUGUCUGAACCCCGUCUUUUAUGGCUUUUUUGGGAAAAAAUUUAGAAAAUACUUCCUCCAGCUUCUUAAAUAUAUCCCCCCAAGUGUCAGACACUCUAGUCUAACAACAAAGAUGAGUACUCUUUCCUACCGACCAUCAGAAAACUUAAUCCUAUCUGUCAGGAAAAAUGGUGAGCUCUUGGACAUUGAGUGAUGGUUUUACAAGACGAGUCUUCACUUCUGCAACAAGCUGGCAAGAGGGAUGAUUCUCAUGCUCCCAACCACCAGAGCUUAACAUAUUAAACUA